Molecule: messenger RNA, 1599 nt
Organism: Monosiga brevicollis MX1
Lineage: Eukaryota; Choanoflagellata; Craspedida; Salpingoecidae
Exons: 8
Coding region: 1-1599 (532 amino acids)
Biological process (GO): protein deubiquitination
Molecular function (GO): cysteine-type deubiquitinase activity
Source: RefSeq, a predicted model, not a curated record
AUGGGCCUGUGCCGAGUGUGGUACAACCUCCUCUUUAUGGGCCUGCCUUAUCUGUGGUCACAUCGGACCCAGUACUCAGGCGUGCGCAAGCUGCGUUCCGGACGUGUCGUGCGCACUGAUCCUGACGCUGGACUGCCGCUGCGCACAGGCGUUUAUGCGGACUCGGACCGCACAGCUACAGCCCAGCGCCACUUUGAAAACAGCUUGCUGGCAAAAGUGCUCAUGGCCUGGCACAAGCACGCCGCCGCUACCCGCACAAGCAGCGCCAACAACUCUGGGAGGCCUUUAGCGAGUACCUCUGCUUCGCCGGCGUUUCGACGGCUCAGUGCUGCCAAUCGCACCUCUCUCCACAGCCUCGCUCAUACUAACAAGCCAGGCAUGACCGGCUUGCGUAACCUGGGUCAAACCUGCUACAUGAACGCGGUUCUUCAGGCGUAUGCUCACGUGGACAUUAUUCGGCGCCUGCUGUACGAGCUUGUCCUUUCUGGUGCAUUUGCAUCCGUGGGUGCAACGAGCGGUACAUCGCCUUCCGUGGCGACCCGCCCUAUUCACAAGAUCGAGCGUCAACCCACAGUCCAGGUUCACGAGUUGAUGGAAGCACCACAAGUUUCCCUGCAGUCUCACCGACGAAAUGCCCGCAAGAAGCCCAAAGUCGAUGCAGACACAACAGAUUUGGACAAGCCCUUUGUUUAUUUGAUCGAGUCACUUUUUCGCGUCCUCUGGUCGGGCCGUUGGGUCCUCGUGACCCCAAACUGGUUGCUGGCCACUGUGUGGAAGCGUGUUCCACAAUUUCAAGGUUUCAUGCAGCAAGACGCCCACGAAUUUCUGAUGACCCUGGAUGAGCGUAUCAUGACCGAGCUUGAACAGCGGCGACUUUCUCGGCGCUUGAGUCAACCACACUUUGAGUCGACCGGCACUCCCACCUCGCGUGUUUCUGCUGAGCGCACUGGAAGCAAUGCUGGUGCCCGCCGCGUUGGUUUGACCCGCGGUGAAGCUGGUGUUGAGUCAGUCUUGCCGGCGGGCUCCACCGAAGCAUCGCCACGACGAGCUCGCGCGACUGCCGAGGAUGGCACACCGCACACUCCAGCGAUGCGCACGAGCCAGUCGGUAACAGGUCUGGGCUCUACCAUGGCAGCCGUGACGACGACACGCAACGCUCAAAAGUACACAAGACUCAUCAGCGCGCCGCAAGUUCUCAAAAUACAUUUGAAGCGCUUUCGCUGGCAGCAAACGGACCGAUGCAAGCUCCAGUACCAUGUUGCCUGCCCCUUGGUGCUGGACCUGAGUCCAUACUUGGCUGCAGAUCACGAGGGCACCCCAAAGCCCAUUGCCUCGCGUGGCACGGCGCUUUACGACUUGAUGGCUAUGGUUGUGCACGAAGGCAGCAGUUUGACGGCGGGUCAUUACAAGGCUUUGGUGUACAAUCCUACAAUAGGCGCUUGGGUGGUCAAGAACGAUGCUCGUGUUAGCGUGACGACGGCUGAGGAUGUGCUCGAGCGUCAAGCCUACAUCCUGUUUUAUGUUCAACGGCAAGCCAAUAAGAGUGCACGCUACGACCUCUCUAAUGUACCUCCAACCCCAGCGCCCAAGCUGGGCUAA